GCACCACAUCUUAGGAUGGUUGUGGACAAUUUUCCGAUGCUUAAUCAAGAGUAAUAUGCAGAGAUUGCGAGCGCACAUCUCAUUUAUGUGUCUUCAUCCGAUCGAAAGGAUUGUGUUUGUGAUCUGCUUCGUGUACAUGUAUGUCAAGCUAAACUAUAUGUAUUUCUAACACGCAUACGUUCAAUAUAAAGAAACGUUUCCAUUGCAGUCCGACAUUGUGAAAAGGAGGGCUUGAGUCAAUCCCAGUAGAAAACAAUUGAGAUAGUGACGAUAACGAGGUAGAGAUUACCUUCUUUUUCGCUCACCUCUCCGACGUGCUUGGGAGUUAGAGUCGUUAGACGACAGACGACACAACAAACAAAGGGUACAGGUAUGCCCGGAGGGCCCCUUGCGAAUCUAAAAGUAGCCGUACUAGUAGUCGAUUCCGGCGGCGGCCAAGUCGGCAAGUGCCGAGCACACCGUGAUCAUACCCUGUCUCUUCCUGCCUGGGUUACGAGUUCCCCGUCCUUCAGCGCUUCGAAGCUUCACGAUCGCUUAAAGAGGGUAACCGAAGCUUCCGAUUUCACAAUUUCGCCUCCUUCAAAAACAUCUCUUCGCUGUCAGCUUGAUUCUUCUUUCCAAAGCCUACGCAUAUUAGCCCACGAAGUACGAUUUUCAGCACACUCGGAGAUGGGUGGUAGCCACAGUCAACCAGAAGUACCCAAUCCAUCCAUCGCCUUAGCAGAAGAGCGACAGCGUGCAGAGGCAGCUGUUGAGCAAGCCCGCAACGAUGUCGAGGCUGCAAAGGCCCUGAUGGCCGAGCUUAUAAAAUCAAAUCAAGAAUCGCAGCAAAAAUUUAUGGAGGCUCAACAGGCCGCUCAACAUGCCGCGGCAGCUGCACUGGAGCGUGCCCAUAUGGAAACGAUGGCGAUGGUCCACGCCGAACGGGCUGCCAACGAAGCUCGCCUCCUGGCGGAAGCCGCUUCUCGUACUGCCAAUGAAGAGGCGAAACGGAGAGCAGCGGAAGCAGAGGAGGAGCGCAAGCGAACCGCCGCCGUCCAAGAACAGGCCAAAAAAGAUGUCCAGGUUGCGCAGGAGCAGGCUACGAAACUCGAAGAGGCUGCCAACGAGGAAAAGAAGAAGGCGAUUGCCGCCAACGCGUCGAAGAAAGCGGCAGAGGAGGAAGUAAAGGUGGCCAAUGCUGCCAAGGAGGAGGCUGAACGAAAGCUGAAAGAAGGGAUUCAACCCCUCGUAACCCCCACAGUUGAAGAAAUUCGCGCUGCCAAGCGCAAAGUUCAAUAUCGCGAGGACCUUUUCCACUUCGCAGUAGCCGGGGUAGCGGGAGGGGGGAAGUCGUCUCUCAUCAAUGCUUUUCGCGGCUUGCUUAAGAAGGAUAUAGGAGCUGCUGCCACAGGCGUAACCGAGACGACGCUGGCUAUGGCCAGAUAUGCCAACCCUAAUGCGGAAUACCCAUAUGUCUGGUACGAUAUUCCGGGCGCAGGCACGCUCAAAAUCCCAGACUGGCAGUACUUCAACGCACAAGGACUUUACGUCUUUGACUGCAUCAUCAUCUUGUUCGACAACCGCUUCACCAUGACCGAUAUUGCCAUCCUCAUCAACUGCAGGCGCUUCAAGAUCCCCACGUAUAUCGUGCGGUCAAAGGCCGACCAGCACAUACGUAAUAUCAUGAAGGAGAUGGAGUACGACAGUGACGAUGACGAGGGGGGAGAUCAGAAGAAGAAGCUUUACAAGACUGCUUGCCAGCAAUUUAUUCACCAAACCCGCAAAAGCGUAAAAGUUAACCUUGAGGAGGCAAACAUGCCAGACCAAAGGGUUUACAUCGUUUCGAAUGAAACGAUGCUCGGGGUCGUGAAAGACAAGCGGCCGAAGAAAGUCAUCGACGAGAUUGAGCUGUUGAACGACUUGAUCGGGGAAGCCCAGAUCAGGCGAGCGCGUCGUGACGCUGAGUUCAAAGCAGAAGUAGAGAAGGCCAAUGCUGUCAAGGAGGAUGCACAACGCAAGUUGAACAAAGGUAUCCAACCUGUGGUGACUCCUACACGUGAAGAAGUUCGCGAUACCAAGCGGAGAGCUCACUAUCAUGAAGACUGUUUCCACCUUGCAGUAGCCGGGGUGGCAGGAGGAGGGAAAUCAUCUCUCAUCAAUGCCUUCCGCGGCUUGCGUAACAAGGAUAUCGGAUCUGCCGCCACUGGCAUCACAGAGACAACAACAGACAUAACCAUAUAUGCCAAUCCCAACGCGGACUACCCGUAUGUCUGGUACGAUAUUCCAGGCGCAGGCACGCUCAAAAUCCCAGACUGGCAGUACUUCAAUAACCAAGGACUUUACAUUUUUGACUGCAUUAUUGUCAUGGUUGACAAUCGCUUCACCACGGCCGACAUCGCCAUCCUCAUCAACUGCAGGCGUUUCAAUAUCCCCGCGUAUAUCGUGCGCUCUAAGGCAGACCAGCACAUCCGCAAUGUUAUGGAGGAUCUGCCAGUGGGGUCUGACAGCGAAGAUGAGAAGCUCUAUCAGACUGCACGGGAUAAGUUCAUUAGGGAGACCCGACGGAGCGUGAAAGUCAACCUGGAGGAUGCCAACAUACCGGACCAAAAGGUUUAUAUCAUUUCGAAAGAAACGAUGGUCGGGGUCGUGAAAGAAAAGUGGCCAGAUGAAGUUAUUGACGAGAUUGACCUGUUGUACGACUUGGUUCGGGAAGCCCAGGCUAGGCGAGGGCGGCGCGAUGUCGGUGCAGUGACGACUGCUAUCAAGGAAAUGAUCCAGUCUCUAACGAGCUUUUGAGCCAACGAACUUUCCAGUGAAGGCUUCGCAUUCAGUACCGCAUUUUCUAAGUCGGAGAGUUGGAAGGUAUACUCGAAACUUUGUGUUUGCUGUCGUGCAGUGGCUGUAGUAGUAUAGUAAGAAUGAAAAGAAAUGUUUGCUUUAUUAAAGUAGUUUUUGGAUGGAAGGUCUAGCUAGGUACCCGCCAUCCCUACUAGUACUGGCAGUGGUGGGGAAAAGAAAAGGAGAAGCGUAGGGCGAAGGGAAGUCACGUGCCGCACCGCCGCCGCUGCAGUGUUCUG
Suillus clintonianus is the source of this 3059-nucleotide messenger RNA. Its product is annotated as interferon-inducible GTPase-domain-containing protein. Gene Ontology annotation, molecular function: GTP binding. The coding region runs from base 373 to 2778 and encodes 801 amino acids. The transcript is spliced from 4 exons. The record is from RefSeq and is a predicted model, not a curated record. Lineage: Eukaryota; Fungi; Basidiomycota; Agaricomycetes; Boletales; Suillaceae. Gene Ontology annotation, cellular component: membrane.